CAACCCUUCAACGAAAGCCAUUUCACGUCCUGGUUACACUGGUGAAUCUGUUAAUUCGACCAUUCGUGGGCAAAAUAUUCUCUAGAGCGUCAACAGCCGUGUGAAGAUCCAGCGCCUCGGAUAUUCCUGCAGGCACCAUGGCCAGCGGGCCGCACCUUUCUGAGGACCAGAGCCGUCUGCUCGAAGAGGCCUUGGCGGUCGUUCGGCAGCAGUCGUUAAUGAUGCGAAGAUGCCUGGAAACCCCUGGGAAGCUAAUGGACGCACUGAAAUGCGCUUCUACCCUGAUUUCAGAACUUCGCACGCCCAGCCUACCUCCGAAACAAUAUUAUGAACUGUACAUGGCCGUAUUCGAUGCCCUGCGCCAUUUAUCCGACUAUCUUCGGGAGAGCCAUCCUGUAAACCAUUUGGCCGACUUGUACGAACUUGUUCAAUAUGCUGGCAACAUCAUCCCGCGCCUAUAUCUUAUGAUCACUGUUGGCACUGUAUAUAUGGCUAUCUCAGAUGCCCCCGUGAAAGAGAUCAUGAAGGAUAUGAUGGAAAUGAGCAGAGGGGUACAACAUCCGGUGCGUGGUUUGUUUUUGAGAUACUAUCUAUCUGGGCAAGCAAGGGAUCAUUUGCCGACCGACACGGGAGAGGGGCCUCAAGGCAACCUGCAAGAUUCGAUCAAUUUCAUCUUGACGAACUUUGUGGAAAUGAACAAGUUGUGGGUUCGACUGCAGCACCAAGGACAUUCGCGGGAACGAGAGCAGAGAACCCAGGAGAGACGGGAACUUGAGGUUUUGGUUGGAAGUAACUUGGUUCGCCUCAGCCAAUUGGUCGACCUGGAGACGUAUAGAUCGGUGAUACUACAACCUCUUCUGGAACAGGUGGUGCAAUGCAGAGAUGUGCUCGCUCAGGAGUAUCUCUUGGAAGUGAUUACCAAGGCCUUCCCCGAUGAAUACCAUCUACACACCCUCGAUAUGUUGCUUACAGCAAUCUCAAAGCUUAACCCCCACGUUGACAUGAAAAAGAUCGUUAUCGGCUUAAUGGAUAGAUUAUCGUCUUAUGCGAGUCGCGAUUCUGAUAGUAAGGACACCAUUGAGGCCAAGAGGGAAGCAGAAGAAGAUGCAACCCGAAAAUUACUGGAGCGCGUGAAAAUAUCCGAAGAGCCCGGACCUACCGAAGCACCCGAGACCAAACAGAAUGGUACUGCUGAACCAGCGAAAGAAAGUAAGAAGGAAAAAAGUGAACAGGAAUCUCUACCAGGGGUUUCUGUUGAAGCUCCCAAGGAGGAUACGGGCGCGGAGUCCAAAUCGGCGUUACCGGGUGAUAUCAAACUGUAUGAAGUUUUCUAUGAUCAGGUCGUGAACUUGGUAAAAACUCGGGGGUUACCCAUUCAAGAUACUAUUGCGCUCCUAGUUUCUCUGGCCAACCUUGCGCUGAAUAUAUAUCCAAAUAAACUAGAAUAUGUUGAUCAAAUUCUCGAAUUUGCGACCCAAAAGACCUUAGAACAUGCCGAUAGCGCAGACCUGCACUCUGCGCCAGCCCAAUCUAGCCUUCUUAAUCUCCUCUUAGCUCCUAUUCAUUCUUACGCUUCCAUUUUCACGGCACUAUCUCUUCCAAACUAUAUCCCUCUAUAUGCUGCGCAAUCAUAUCCAACCCGGCGUGCCGUCGCUGGGGAUAUUUCUCGCAAUAUUUUGAGAAGUAAAACCCUGAUAUCCACGACGGAAAGCCUUGACAAUGUGCUCCGAGUUCUCAAGGUUCUAAUAAAAGAAGGAAUGCAACAGCCGCUUGGCUACCCGGGCAUGUCGACACAACGACGUGGUGAAACGGACGAGACGCUCGAGGAGCAGGGAUGGUUAGCGCGAAUAGUCCACUUCAUUCAGGGUUCAAACAAUGAUAUCCAAUUCAAACUUUUACAAGCUACGAGGACAGCCUACUUAGAAGGAAACGAGAGAAUCCGCUAUACUACUCCCGCAAUUAUCACUGCCUCGCUCAAAUUGGCCCGGCAUUUAAAGAAGCGGGAGCAUUUUGAAGAUAACUUCCAAUCACAAUCCACAGCGCUAUUUAGGUUCAUGCACCAAUGUGUAAGCACCUUAUAUCAACGGGUAAAUUCGGGUUGUGCAGAAUUAUCGUUGCGACUUUUCGUUCUCUGCGGUCAAGUAGCCGAUGAGGUCGGAUUUGAAGAAUUUAGCUACGAAUUCUUCGCGCAGGCAUUUACAGUAUACGAGGAUUCUAUCAGCGAUUCAAGAGCACAGUUCCAAGCUGUGUGUAUUCUUGUUAGCGCGUUGUAUGGAACGAGGAACUUUUCAAGAGAAAACUAUGACACUCUUAUUACUAAGGCCGCUUUGCAUGGAAGUAAGCUUCUGAAGAAGCCAGAUCAAUGUCGAGCAGUUUAUCUGGCAAGCCAUCUGUGGUGGGUUAUGGAUAGUCCACAGCCAGAAGGCGAAGAGCCCAAGGUCGUCUAUCGCGACGGCAAAAGAGUCCUCGAAUGCCUUCAACGCGCUCUCCGCGUUGCCGAUGCAUGCAUGGACACCGCCGUCUCCGUUGAACUCUUCAUAGAGAUCCUUAACCGCUACGUCUACUAUUUUGACCAGCAAAACGAAAGCGUCACCAUUAAGUACCUCAACGGGCUCAUCGAGCUCAUCCAGUCUAAUCUCCAGAGCAACCAGGUUGAUGGGUCCAUCAACUCCAGCCUUGAAAACCCAAAGCGGCAUUUCCAACGAACACUUGAGUAUAUUAAAUCGAGGGAGUACGAAGGAGUGGUCACGGAGCCGUCGGUGUGAUGUAAACAGAACUCUGUGUGGCUAAUGACUUGAUGUAUGUUUAGCUUAUGAAUGGAUCUUAUAUGUAUGCAAUGCAGCUUUGACUGCCGGCUUUGUAUACCUGAAUUUCUAUGGGUGGCUUUUUUGGGUGCUUUCCCCCCUUUUCCCUCCAUGGAGUAUGAAUUAGCUUAGUAUUUAAUACAUGUGAUACCUUCCGGACUGUGA
This is a messenger RNA of Coccidioides immitis RS, 2969 nucleotides long. Its product is annotated as vacuolar protein sorting-associated protein VPS35, variant. The transcript has 7 exons. NCBI's taxonomy places the organism in Eukaryota, Fungi, Ascomycota, Eurotiomycetes, Onygenales, Onygenaceae. Gene Ontology annotation, cellular component: late endosome; retromer, cargo-selective complex; retromer complex. Gene Ontology annotation, biological process: intracellular protein transport; retrograde transport, endosome to Golgi. The record is from RefSeq and is a predicted model, not a curated record. Bases 138 to 2765 code for a protein of 875 amino acids.